AUGGGCGGAUUCGACUUUUCAAACCAUAACCGCAAUGCUGCUCUGCACGCCCAGGGUAUCCCGCUGCCAAAGGCUACCAGCACCGGAACUACAAUUGUGGGCUGUCUGUUUGACGGCGGCGUCGUCAUCGCAGCUGAUACCCGAGCGACAAGCGGGCCCAUAGUGGCAGACAAGAACUGCGAGAAACUCCACUACAUCGCCCCCCAGAUCUGGUGCGCCGGUGCAGGAACCGCGGCGGACACCGAGUUCACCACUGCCAUCAUCUCCUCAAACCUCGAACUGCACGCCCUCUCGACCGGCCGCAAACCCCGCGUCGUCACCUGCAUGACCAUGUUGAAGCAGCACCUCUUCCGUCACCAAGGUCACAUUGGCGCCUACCUCGUCGUUGCGGGCGUGGACCCCACAGGCGCCCACCUCUUCACCGUGCACGCCCACGGCUCCACGGAUAAGCUGCCCUAUGUGACCAUGGGUUCUGGUUCCCUGGCCGCCAUGUCCGUUUUCGAGACACAGUGGAAGGGCGACUUGACACGCGAGGACGCUGUGACGCUGUGUGCCAAUGCCAUUGAGGCCGGUAUCUGGAACGAUUUGGGAUCUGGAAGCAAUGUCGAUGUUGCCGUCAUCACUGAGGAAAAGACAACGCUGAUGCGCAACUACAAGACACCCAACACCAGGCAGCCCAAGCAGAGGAACUACCGCUUCCAGCGGGGUACCACGGCCGUGCUCAACGAGAAGAUCAUCACAAAGGAGGAGAUUAGCAAACCUUAG
Messenger RNA from Pyrenophora tritici-repentis Pt-1C-BFP, 765 nucleotides. Its product is annotated as PRE1, 20S proteasome. The record is from RefSeq and is a predicted model, not a curated record. NCBI's taxonomy places the organism in Eukaryota, Fungi, Ascomycota, Dothideomycetes, Pleosporales, Pleosporaceae. Gene Ontology annotation, molecular function: threonine-type endopeptidase activity. Gene Ontology annotation, cellular component: proteasome core complex.